AUGGCCGCCAACUUCUGGGACUCGACCCAGCGGCGAUACUGGCAGUUCACCAAGGAUGGCCUGGCUACCAUGCGCCAGAAGCUCGAGGACGAGAACACCGAGCUCGUCCAGCUGUUCCCUCUGCCUCAGGUGCGCCAUCUGAACAUUUACUUCAACCAACAAAUCAACCGGCUCGGCAAGCGCCUAGGUGUCCGCCAGCAGGCCAUGGCCACGGCCCAGGUCUACAUCAAGCGCUUCUACACCAAGAUCGAGAUUCGACGCACCAACGUCUAUCUCGUCAUCGCGACGGCCGUCUACCUCUCCUGUAAAAUGGAGGAGUGCCCGCAGCACAUCCGCCUCAUUGUCAGCGAGGCCCGCUCGCUGUGGCCCGACUUUGUCUCCCUCGACACGUCCAAGCUCGGCGAGUGCGAGUUCUUCCUCAUCAGCGAGAUGAGCUCGCAGCUCAUCGUCCACCAGCCCUACCGCACGCUGACCGCCUUUCAGGGCGACCUGGCCCUGACGCAGGAGGACACGGCCCUCGCCUGGUCCAUCAUCAACGACCACUACAUGACCGACCUGCCGCUGCUGUUUCCGCCGCACACCGUUGCGCUGACGGCCAUCCUGCUGGCCCUCGUGCUGCGCCCGUCCUCGGGCAUGGCCCAGCCGACGACGACGUCAGGCAUCGCCGCCGCGACGGCCGCGCUUACGCAGUCGCAGGGCGGCCGCGGGCCCGCCGGCUUCUCGAUGCCCGGCGGUGCGCCGACGACGCCGAACCCCGCCGACAAGGAGAAGCAGCCCGAGGCGCGCAUCGGCAGGGUGCAGCGCUUCGGCGCGUGGCUCGCCGAGAGCAACGUCGACAUUACGGCCAUGGUCGACUGCACGCAGGAGCUCAUUUCCUUCUACGAGUGCCACGAGCAGUACCAGGACAAGCUCACGAGGGAGCAGCUCAACAGGUUCAUCAAGGCGCGCGGCCUGGACAAAUAG
This is a messenger RNA of Verticillium alfalfae VaMs.102, 963 nucleotides long. Its product is annotated as cyclin-C. Gene Ontology annotation, biological process: positive regulation of transcription by RNA polymerase II. The record is from RefSeq and is a predicted model, not a curated record. Gene Ontology annotation, cellular component: nucleus; mediator complex. Gene Ontology annotation, molecular function: cyclin-dependent protein serine/threonine kinase regulator activity. The coding region runs from base 1 to 963 and encodes 320 amino acids. Lineage: Eukaryota; Fungi; Ascomycota; Sordariomycetes; Glomerellales; Plectosphaerellaceae. The transcript is spliced from 2 exons.